This is a messenger RNA of Mytilus trossulus (common blue mussel), 1008 nucleotides long. Its product is annotated as opioid-binding protein/cell adhesion molecule-like. The coding region runs from base 22 to 1008 and encodes 328 amino acids. The record is from RefSeq and is a predicted model, not a curated record. Gene Ontology annotation, biological process: homophilic cell-cell adhesion; heterophilic cell-cell adhesion. Lineage: Eukaryota; Metazoa; Mollusca; Bivalvia; Mytilida; Mytilidae. The transcript is spliced from 4 exons. Gene Ontology annotation, cellular component: adherens junction.
UCAGGUUAGAGUGAUAAGAGUAUGAUGACAAGGCGUGCAUUUAGAAUUUUGAUGAUCUUUGAAGCCUUUUUUCGUAUCUCAGAAUCAUCCAAAGUCAAAUACUCAUACUUUACCGUCGGACAGACAGUGUUACUAAAAUGUACAGACGGUAAAUUAAAUCUGAAAAGCGCAGUUUGGGCUGGCCCUGUACACAAUAGUAUUCGAAAGGGAACUCCAGUAUCAGUAAUUGAUAAUAAUGGAAAACGAAGCAAGUGGAAAGUUUCACAGUAUACAGACGAUGGACGUGUAGAAAGUAGUCUGUUACAUCGCAAUAGAUUAAGAGUUACAGGAAACUAUGACCUUCAGAUAUUUAAAACUUCUUCAUUAGAUGAAGGUCUCUACAUGUGCUAUUUAGGACCAAUGGAAGUGUUUUCAAGAAUAAUAUUACACAUGAAAACCUUGCCAUCGAAUAUGACGUUUGCUAAUGCAACAAAAGAGAAGAUAUUACACGGAAAAGAAAACACUACAUUACAUAUAUUAUGCAGUGUUCAAGAUGGAAUACCGGAUUCAUUAUCAAUCAUACGAAACAACAAAACUGUAAAGAGUGGCGAAGACAGCAGUCUUGAGUAUAGUUUGUUACCAACACGACUUGACAAUGGAUUGAAAUAUACGUGCGAGGCAAGGAGUUCCUUGUUAAAACAACCAAUGAGAAAGAUGAUUCAUCUGGAUAUCAAAUAUAGACCAGUGGUAUCACUCAUGCAAAAUGGGACCCAAGAAAUAAUUAAAGGCACAUCUUACACAUUAUGUUGUGAUGUCGACAGCAAUCCAUUACCAACAUCAACCAGCUUGAUGAAUGGAAGUCAGGAAAUAUUGGUUACACAUAAUGUUACAGAAACAUGCUUCAUAUUUAGAAAUGUCAGCCAAUACGAUCAAGGAAACUACACGUGUAUAGCCUACAAUAUAGUUGGCAAUGGUCCAGCUACCUUUGUUAUUCGAGUAAACUGUGAGUUAUUAACAAUUUAUUCAUGA